AUGGCCGGCUCAGCGAAGAAGGCGACCAAGAAGUUCGAGAAGAAACAUCUUAAAGAUACUCUCGAGCGGCGCAAGGACUCGGCCAAGAUCAAACAGCGCCACCGCCUGAACGACAAGCGCAAGGCCCAGAGUGCCAGCCGCCGCGAUGCCGAAGAUGACGAGGAAGCGAACCCUGAGGAGGUCAAGAAGCAGAAUGCCUUUGCAGAGAUGAACGUUGAUGACUUCUUUGCUGGUGGCUUUGACAUUGCUGAUGCGACCGACGGCAAAAAGAAGGCCAGCAAGAAGGAUGUGACUCCCACAACUGGCAAGCGCAAGCGCUCUGCGAAUCAGGCGCAGGAGAAUGAAGCGGGCGAAGAUGGUGCCGCUAGCGACAACGACGAUGACAGUGCAAGCGACGCCAAUGCAUUCGGUGAGCACAAGGAUCAGCUUGAGGCUUUGAAGGAGAAGGACCCCGAGUUCUACAAAUACCUGAAGGAGAACGAUGCGGAGCUGCUCGAUUUCGGCGACCAAGGCGAUCUUUCGGAGGUGGACGAGUUGAGCGAAGGCGAGGCGCCCGAGGAAGAAGGCCCGGCCAAGAAGAAAAAGAAGAAGGCUAAGAAGGAGGAAGAGGAAGAGAAGGAGCAAGAGCAGGAGGUUAUCGACAAUACCCUGACCAUAGAGAUGGUCAAGAAGUGGCAAAGCUUGAUGGAAGAGCAGCAUUCGAUCCGGGCUAUGCGUCAGACUGUUCUGGCGUUCCGCGCCGCAGCCUCUGUCAAUGAUGCCGAGGCACCGGAGCAGAAGUACACCAUUUCGGACUCCAAUGUUUACCACCAGGUUCUUGUCACAGCGCUGAAUGUCGUACCCAAGGUUCUGGGACAUCACCUUCCUGUCAAGGAGACUGCCUCAGGCAAGAUUAGGGUCUCCCUGGACUCGAAGAAGUUCAAGACUCUGACUCCCCUGAUCAAGUCUUACACUUCUUCCAUCCACCAUCUUCUGGUCAACCUGUCCGAUGCAUCAACUCUGAAGCUGACCAUUUCGGCAAUGGAACCCAUGCUCCCCUAUCUGCUUCAAUUCCGCAAGGUCCUGAAGACCCUCAUCAAGACCGUCGUCGGGAUCUGGGCUGAUGUCUCUACCGUCGAUGCCACUCGGAUCACUGCAUUCCUCUUGCUCCGCCGCCUCAUGGUCCUGGGUGACCCCGGCAUUAGAGAGACUGUGCUCAAAGCCACAUACGAGGGCGUGGUCAAGGGCAGCCGUAAUACCACCGUGCACACUCUGGCAGGUGUGAACCUGAUGAAGAACUCGGCCGCCGAGAUCUGGGGCAUCGACCAGAACGUCUCGUAUACGACGGGCUUCAGCUUCAUCCGGCAAUUGGCCAUGCAUCUGCGCAGCAGCAUCACCAACACCUCCAAGGAGUCAUACAAGACCAUUUACAACUGGCAAUACGCGCACUCGCUCGAUUUCUGGUCGCGUGUGCUCUCCCAACACUGCGAUGGCCUGGUUGAGGCCCAGACUGGCAAGCAGUCUGCCCUGCGCCCUCUCAUCUACCCCGUCGUUCAGAUCACCCUCGGUGCUAUGCGCCUCAUUCCCACGGCGCAGUACUUCCCGCUCCGCUUCCAGUUGACCCGCGCUCUGUUGCGUAUCUCUCGCGCCACUGGCACCUACAUCCCCCUUGCAUCCUCGCUCAUUGAGGUUCUUACCUCGGCGGAGAUGCGCAAGCCCCCCAAGUCCAGCACCCUCAAGCCCCUCGACUUCCACACUGCCAUCCGCGCGCCCAAAUCCUACUUACGCUCGCGUGUUUACCAGGACGGUGUCGGCGAGCAGGUCGCUGAGCUCCUGUCGGAGUUCUUUGUCCUGUGGUGUAAGCACAUUGCUUUCCCCGAGCUAUCUGUUCCCGUCGUUGUUGCCCUCAAGCGCUGGUUGAAGCAGGUUUCCGCUCGGAACGGUGGCAAUAAGAACGCCAAGAUCAACCAGAUGAUCCUGCUUCUUGUGCAGAAGGUCGAGGCCAACGCUCGCUGGAUCGAGGAGCGCCGCCUGAACGUCUCGUAUACCCCCCGCAAUCGGACCGAGGUCGACAAGUUCCUCAAGGAUGUUGACUGGGAGUCCACACCGCUGGGUGCUUUCGUUAAGACACAGCGGAAGCUGCGCGAGGAGCGUGCUGCUAUCGUCGAGGAGGGCCGCCGCGAGGAGGAGAAGCGCCGCGCAGAGGAGAAGAAGCGCGAUGGCGAGAUUGAGAUGAUGAAUGAGUUUGGCAGUGAUGAUGAUAGUGAUGAAGGCGAGGGCGAGGGGGAAAUGGAGAGCGAGGACGAGAUUGAGCUCGAGGAUGAAGAUGAAGAGGAGGAUGAGGACGAGGAUGAGCUGGAGAUGGAAGAGGAGUAG
Messenger RNA from Penicillium canariense, 2355 nucleotides. Its product is annotated as mRNA-binding ribosome synthesis protein NOC2. The transcript has a single exon. Gene Ontology annotation, cellular component: Noc1p-Noc2p complex; Noc2p-Noc3p complex; nucleolus. The record is from RefSeq and is a predicted model, not a curated record. Bases 1 to 2355 code for a protein of 784 amino acids. Lineage: Eukaryota; Fungi; Ascomycota; Eurotiomycetes; Eurotiales; Aspergillaceae. Gene Ontology annotation, biological process: ribosomal large subunit biogenesis.